AUGGCUGAGGCUCUCGCCAUCGCGCUCGCAAUCGCGACCUUGAUAUCUGGUUUUAGCGCCAGUGUGGUUCUUGUCGAUAAGUUCAAGGCGAAAUUGAAAGACCACAGGGAGGGUAGAGUUAAGCUGACGGAACUGGAGAAGCUCCAGCAGUCACUCAUACAGGCGAAAUCCACGGUCCAAUCCACGUACGAUACCCAAUAUCAGCUUCACGGACAAAGAAUUCGAACUGGAGAUGAUCUAGCACGGUACAUUCUCUUUGCGUUGGCUGCGCAGCAGGAGGUUCUGUUGAAGAAUCUACAGAGUGUGGAGUUCGAGAGCCUGGAGGUUCAGCCUUUGAUCUCGAAAAUUGAUAGCACCAGAUCUGCGGCAACUAAUUGUCUGAAAGAACUCGCUGCUCGUGCUGAGCGGCUGGAUCGGCCAAUGCAGCUUACUUUGCAGAUGAAGGCGGCCUUGUUGAAGGAUUAUCAGGGCCUUUGUCCCUCGGCCGCGAUGUAUCGGGAGGGAAAGGCCCAUCGCUCUCAGCUUGGUGCUAUGUCCAGCAAUAAAGGAAAGUUUUCGUGCCACUCCUGCGGAGCAACAAUCACCGCAACGAAGCUCCGGAUCCCGGAUGCUAACGCCACGGGCUGGGUGCUGAUCAAUCUCUCAGGUCUGUAUCGGGCUCAUUGUCACGCAGGCCGCGGUUGGACCUGUAUCUGGGACCCGAGAGCACCAUCAUGUUACAGUGUAUUCCAAGAUGAGAAGAGGCUACUGAAACACAUGCUGGCAAUACAUCUUGGGAACAAUGAGAAUGACGUUGGUGUUACUGUGGACUGGCCGGCCGAUGUUCGCUGUGGGGAUUUGGAGAAGUGCGGGUUCAUGGUCGUGGUGAACGGUGUGGAGAUGCAAAACCUGGCAGGGAAGUUAGUUGUUCCAAGACCUAGAAUCAUCACAACGGCGCGCACAACCAGCGAGAUCUCUCUUAUGUCCGAUGUGAGCACGACUGCCGCCGGCGUCAACCCUCGAGUAUCAAACCUCACAUCGGAGGCAACAGGGGGAAUAGCCUUGUCGGGGAUUGGUCCGAGAGCCCAGGAAGCUGCCGAGAUGCCAUGUCUCGCCGUUGAUGGUAGACACCAGAUGCCAGCCGGGAUGAGUUCCUAUGCAACUCAGGUGCGGCACGAAAUGCCUGUUAAUAGACGGUUCGAACUGCCCGGCGAUGGAAGGUUUGAGCUGCCAGCAUAA
Endocarpon pusillum Z07020 is the source of this 1218-nucleotide messenger RNA. RefSeq lists its product as uncharacterized. NCBI's taxonomy places the organism in Eukaryota, Fungi, Ascomycota, Eurotiomycetes, Verrucariales, Verrucariaceae. The transcript is spliced from 2 exons. Bases 1 to 1218 code for a protein of 405 amino acids. The record is from RefSeq and is a predicted model, not a curated record.